UUCCUCUUCAAACGAACACAUCAAUCCGCCACUGAAGCAUACAUUCUGCGUCAACGUUAUAUUCACCUUGCGAUUCAGCGAGCUGGCGACAAGGACCAGCAUAGCGACCAUCCAUAUCUGCAAUCGCAGCGAUUCCCUCCCCCCUCCCCCUCCCCGAAACCACGGCGAUCCCAAUUGACAUCUCGCCCAGUCACACCUCCCUCCUCUCAUCUUGAUCCGGGCGUUGAGCCCGUGGUGUAUCCACCAUGUCAUCCCAACCCGAGGCUCUGGAAAACAUCUUCUCCCGUCUCGGGAGCAAGUCAGAAGAUGUCCGCGUUGCUGCGGCGGAGGACCUCAAGGCGCAGAUCAACUCAGCAAACAUUGAGUUCCCCGGCGACGACUCGAAGAAGAAUGUGUGGAAGGAGGUGUUUCACCGGACGUUUGAGCUUACAAGGAGCAACACAACGUCUGAGCGCCUGGGCUCGAUAGCAGCGAUCGACGCGAUGCUGGAGGAGACGAACAAUGAUUCGCCCGAUCGAGCGCUUCAAAAUAAUAUUCGCCUCUAUGGAUACCUCAGGCCACUGCUCACAUACCCCGACUCGACUGUCAUGGUCGCCGCGGCGCACGUCGUCGGUAACAUGGUCAAGUUGGCCGGCGCCAACCUCGGCGAGUCCUUCUUCAACAAGGAGGUUGGGCAAGCUAUCCAAAUGAUUGACGACUCAAGGCAAGAAGUAGGGCGGUUCAGUGCCGUCCUCUUGCUCCACCAGUUCGCCGUGUAUGCCCCCAGCCAGUUCUACCCCUUUAUCUCGCGCGUCCUCGAGAAGAUCUGGAUCCCGUUACGCGACAGUAGGACCAUGGUCCGCGAGCGCGCCUCAAUGCUGCUGUCGUCCUGUUUGGACAUCAUGAAGGCUCGUGAAAGGUCCAGCAGCGAAAUCUACCAGGUUAUCUUUGAAGAGGCGAAGAGCGGCCUGCUGAAGGCCAGCUCUGUCGACUCUAUUUUGGGAUCGCUGCUAGCCUUUAGCGCAAUGUUGCAGAACCAGCAAAUUUCUAUGGGCGAGUACUACCGUCAAAUCUGCGAGAUCACGCUCAAGUAUCGCGACAGCAAGGAGACUGUGAUCCGCAAGUCGGUCAUUACUCUCAUCCCUAGUAUGGCGACCUACGACAGCGAUGAAUUUGAGGUGCACUACCUGCACCGAAGCAUGGCAUACCUCCUGCAGGCCCUCAACAAGCCCACCGACAGGGACAUUGCGUAUGUUGCCCUGGGCCACCUCUCGAUUCAGCUGGCGUCCAAAAUGCGUCCCUUCAUCGACGAUAUCGUCAAGAUUAUCAAGGAACAUUUGCGGAUGCGCGGCAAGAAGGGCGCUCCAUUUGAGGCACCCAUCUUCCAGUGUCUCGCCAUGCUCACCACCGCCGUGGGACCGAUGCUCACGAGACAGAUGCAUGAGAUUCUGGAUCUCAUGUUCCCUUGGGGUCUCUCUGAAGCGCUCUACCACGCGCUUGAGGUGAUAUCUAGCCACAUCCCGCCGCUCCUGCGCACCAUCCAGGACCGCCUGCUCGAGACUCUUUCGGUCAUCUUGACUGGCCAUUCCUUCCGGCCACUCGGAGCACCGGUGCGGCGUGCCAAGGGAGGCGAGAUCACUCGUGACGUUGUCAUCCAGGCAUCGGGUGGGGGGCAGUCGCCGGAGACGAUCGCGUUGGCACUCAAGGUGCUUGGCAAUUUCGAUUUUGGUGGUCACACGCUCAAUGAGUUUGUGCAGGAGGCUGCCCUCCCGUACCUCGAGCAUGACAGCCCAGAGGUGCGCAAGGAGGCGGUCUUAGCAUCGACCCAGCUCUUUGUCAACGACCCCAUCUGUAACCAGACUAGCAGCCACGCCAUUGAGAUCGUCAACGACGUCCUGGAGAAGCUGUUGACCGUUGGCAUUACGGACCAGGUUCCAGGCAUCAGGCAAGCCGUGCUUGAAAGCCUCGACGAGAAGUUCGACCGGCACCUCGCCCAGGCCGAGGACAUCCGAUGCCUGUUCGUGGCGCUCAACGAUGAGGAGUUUAAGAUCCGUGAGCUCGCGAUCGGCAUCAUUGGCCGCCUGGCCCACCACAACCCGGCAUAUGUUAUGCCAUCGCUGCGCAAGUCGCUCAUCAACUUGAUUACCGAGCUCGAAUACUCGACAGCCAACAAGCAGAAGGAGGAGAGCGCUAAGCUGCUGUGUCUUUUGAUUGGCGCUUCAUCAAGCCUCGUUAAGUCUUAUGCCUCGACGAUUCUGUCGGUCAUUUUGCGCAUCGCGCGGUCUCCAUCCACGCCAGCAACCGUGACAGCGUCGUGCGUAAACUGCAUUGGCGAGCUUGCGCGCGUAGCGGGCGAGGAGCUUGUCUCCAAUGCGAAGACCAUUAUGGAUCUGCUUCUCGAGCUGUUGAAUGACCCCGCAUCAACAGUAAAACGGAACGCGGCGCUCAAGGCCCUGGGCCAGGUAGUGUCCAACACUGGCGAGGUUAUUACACCGUACAGUGACUACCCACAGCUUCUUGGCAUCCUCUUCCGCAUUCUGCGCCUUGAGACAUCCUCGCAGAUCCGCUUGGAGGCGAUCCGUACGCUGGGUAUGUUGGGUGCCCUGGACCCAUUCAAACAUAAACAAUUGCUCGGCGGCGACAAUGACAACACAACCGAGUCGACUGGUCCGCGCGUGACGGACAUAACACUGUUGAUGAACCAUAACGGCGGUUCAAAUGACGACUACUACCAGAUGGUCGUCAUUAACUCGCUUGUUAAUGUUCUCAAUGACGCCAACAUGAAGGAGCACCAUUACGACGCUAUCAACUCGGUCAUGCUCAUUUUCCGUACUCAGCGCCUGCGCUGUGUUGGGUUCUUGCCUCAAAUCCUGCCUGCCUUCCUCGGUGUCAUUCGUAUGGGCUCCCGUGACUCGCAGGACGUGUUCUUGAAGCAACUCGCCCAGCUCAUCUCCAUCGUUAAGCAGCAUAUUCGCAACUACCUCUCCGAGGUCUUCGCUCUUGUGCACGACUACUGGAACCCCAAUUCGAUGAUGCAGAUCACCAUUAUUUCUCUCGUCGAGGCGAUCGCACGCGCCGUCGAGGGCGAGUUCAAAGCGUACCUUCCACAGCUCCUGCAGCAGAUCCUGCGCACUUUCGACGGAGAUCUGUCCGCGCGCAACCUUACCGACCAGCGGGAGAACACGCUGCUCCACAUCCUGAAGGCGUUCAUUGUUUUCGGCUCUAGCAUCGAGGAUUACCUCCACCUCGUGCUGCCGGUGAUCAUCCGCAGCUUCGAGAAUCCGGCCGCGCCGACGAAGCUACGCAAGGCCGCGCUCACAACCACCGCGCAGUUAUGCCGCAAGGUUAACUUCAGCGACCACGCAUCGCAGAUCAUUCACCCGCUCGUCCGAACGCUCAGCACGCAAGACCCUGAGCUGCGCAACGCGGCAAUGGAGACGCUGUGCGUCUUGGUGCUCCAGUUUGGCCCAGAUUACGCGAUCUUCAUCCCCAUGGUCAACAAGGCCCUGCUCGAGAACAAGAUUGUGUGGCCGAUGUACGAUCAAAUGGUUACAAAGCUGCUCAACCGCGAGCGCCUGCCGCCCGACCUCGGCCCCGUGGAGCAGUACGCCGCCGACUCGAUGAACGAGGUUUCGGUGUCCGCUGAGCAGCACAAGCUUCCGGUCAACCAGCAGCAACUCAAAUCGGCAUGGGACUGCUCACAUGUCGCCACAAAGAAGGAGUGGCUGGAGUGGCUGAAGAGGCUCGGCGUAGAGUUUAUGCGCGAAUCGCCAUCACAAGCCAUUCGUGCGUGCACGAAGCUCGCGGAUCAGCACGGCGCCUUCGCGCGGGAGCUCUUCAAUGUCGCGUUCGUGUCGUGCUGGACCGAGCUCUACGAGAGCUACCAGGAAGACCUUGUGCACCACCUUGAGCAGGCACUCACUAACGAUGGCGUGCCUUCCGAGGUCGUCAACACCGUCCUGAAUCUCGCCGAGUUUAUGGAGCACGACGAUAAGCCGCUGGCGCUGGAGCCGCGUCUCCUUGGCGAUUACGCCACUGCUUUCCACGCAUACGCGAAGGCUCUGCACUACAAGGAACUCGAGUUUUUUGUUGACGCUUCGCCGACCGUCGUGGAGGAUCUCAUUUCGGUGAAUCAAAAGCUGCAGCAGAGCGACGCAGCAUGGGGAACUCUCGAGUACGCCCAAAACAACCUCCAAAUGACGCACGACGUCCUCUGGUACGAAAAGCUCGGCCGCUGGGAAGAGGCGCUCGAGGUGUGGAAUGAGCGCAGCGCCGACCCGGACUCACAGUUUGACGAGCAAGCGCUGGCCAUGGGUAAGUUCCAGGCACUGCAUGCGCUCGGCGAGUGGGAGGAGUUGGCGGACGUCAUCCAGGUUAGAUGGCCCAACGCUGCCGGCGAGGAGAAGAAAACGAUCGCCCCGCUUGGCGCCGCUGCCUCAUGGGCGCUGUACCAGUGGGACAUGAUGGACGACUACAUUUCCGCGAUGAAGACGGACUCGGCCGAUCGCAACUUCUUCAAGGCAAUCUUGGCUGUUCACCGCAACCAGUUCACUUCUGCCAAGAGGCACAUUACCAAGGCUCGCGAGAGAUUGGAUGGCGAACUCACUACUCUCACAGGGGAAAGCUACGGUCGUGCCUACGACGUCAUUGUCCGUGUCCAGAUGUUGUCCGAGCUCGAGGAGAUCAUCUCAUACAAGGACCACGCAGACCAGCCGGAGCGCCAGGCGACUCAACGGCAGACUUGGCACAAGCGUCUCGCUGGUUGUCAGCGUGACGUCGAGGUCUGGCAGCGCAUUCUCCAGGUGCGCUCCCUUGUCCUCACGCCGAGUGAGGACAUGGAGACCUGGAUCAGCUUCGCGGACUUGUGCCGCGUGUCCGACAGACUCAACCUUGCCGAGAAAACGCUCACGUCCCUCGUUGGCAGCUCGUGUAGCAACCUCGACGCGGAGAGUCGAUCUCGUGCACCGCCACCGAUUGUGUUCGCGUACUACCGGCUUAAGUGGGCGCAGGCUGUUGCGGUCGACUCACGCGAUGAGCGCGUUGAGACCCUCGGCUACCUGCACGACUUUACGCAGACCUUGUCUGAUGACAUGGGUUUGGGACCGCGCAACAACCAAGGCCGCCUGAUCCUUCCAGAUGUUAAGCUGUACGGCGAGUACACCAAACUGCUUGCCAGAUGCCACGUCGAGCUCGGCAAGUGGGAGGCAUCAAUGUUGGAACAGGGCUUCACCGCUGCGCCCGCCAGUGUCCUCAGCAACUACGCACUGGCAACUGAACUCGACCCUGACUGGUACCAAGCGUGGCACACAUGGGCACUCGCCAACUUUGAGGUCAUUGGCAGCCUCGAGGUCUCGCAGAGCGGCUUGCAGCCGGCCCACUUUGCGACCUACAUCAUCCCAGCCGUGGAGGGUUUCCUGCGCUCCAUCGCACUAUCACCGGGCAACUCGCUGCAGGACACAUUGCGUUUGCUCACGCUCUGGUUCAAGUAUGGCUACCAGUCGGGCGUCAACCAGGCAAUCCAGCAGGGCAUGGCGUCCGUCAACAUCGACGUCUGGCUUGAGGUCAUCCCGCAGAUCAUUGCGCGAAUUCAGACGCCGCGGCCGACCAUCCGUGAGCUCAUCGUCAGAUUGCUUCACUCGAUCGGACGGGCGCACCCACAGGCGCUCAUUUACCCUCUCACGGUGGCGUCCAAGUCCAAUGUUGCGACCCGCAAGCAGGUCGCGCAGGAUAUCAUGGACAAGAUGCGCGAGCACUCUGCGACCAUCGUAGACCAGGCCGACCUGGUCAGCACCGAGCUGAUUCGUGCUGCCAUUCUGUGGCAUGAGCAAUGGCAUGAAGGAUUGGAGGAGGCUUCGAAGCACUACUUCGCGGACCACAACGAGGAGGCCAUGUUCGAGGUGCUAGAGCCGCUUCACGACAUGAUCGAGAAGGGCCCCGAGACCGUGCGUGAGACCUCGUUCGUUCAGAGCUUCGGCCACGACCUGCGCUUGGCGCGAGACCUUUGCAGACGGUACCGGCAGCAAGGUGACCUGAACGAGCUCAAUCAGGCGUGGGACAUCUACUGCGCCACGUUCCAGCGUCUCGCUAGACAGAUAAAGCUCCUCAACGUCAUCGAGCUGCAGUACGUUUCGCCCAAGCUCAUGAACGUGCGCGACCUCGACCUCGCCGUACCGGGCACGUAUCAGAGUGGCAAGCCCGUCAUCGGCAUCGCCUACGUGCUGCCGACCUUCACCGUUAUCAAUUCGAAGCAGCGCCCGCGUCGUUUCACGAUGCGUGGCCGCGACGGUAAGGAGUACACAUUCGUGCUCAAGGGUCACGAAGACCUGCGUCAGGAUGAGCGUGUCAUGCAGCUCUUCGGCCUGGUCAAUACACUUCUCAGCGCCGAUCAAGAGUCGUCCAAGCGCCACCUCAGCAUCCGCCAGUUCUCUAUCACGCCGCUGUCCCCUGGUGCCGGUCUGCUCGGCUGGGUGCCGCACAGUGAUACACUGCACGCCCUUAUCAAGCACUACCGCGACUCGCGCAAGAUUUUGAUCGACAUCGAGACGCGCCUCAUGAACCAAAUGGCCGACGACAACUACGACUCGUUACCGCUGCUGCAUAAGGUCGAGGUGUUCCAGUACGCGUUGGACAAUACGACGGGACAGGACCUGUAUCGCAUCCUGUGGCUGCGCUCGCGUAACUCCGAGUCGUGGCUUGAGCGGCGUACAACCUACACGCGCUCUUUGGCGCUCACGUCAAUGGUCGGGUACAUCCUUGGUCUGGGUGACCGACACCCUUCUAACCUGAUGCUGGACCAGAUCACGGGCGAGAUUGUGCACAUCGAUUUCGGCGAUUGUUUCGAGGUCGCGAUGCAGCGCGACAAGUACCCGGAGAAGGUACCGUUCCGCCUCACGCGGAUGCUCAUCCACGCGAUGGAGGUGUGCGGAAUCACGGGCACGUUCUCGCGCUCGUGCGAGGUGUCGAUGGAGGUGCUACGCGCCAACAAAGAGUCGCUCAUGGCCGUCCUCGAGGCAUUCGUGUACGACCCACUCAUCAACUGGCGUCUCACGGCGGGCCAGGGCGGGCAGCGGCAGGGCGCACACGACGUCGAGGAGCGCGGCGGGCAACCGUAUGCGGUUCAGCGUGGUGGGCGAGCGGACGAGCGCGACAUCCUCGUGGAGGCGGACCGGCCAGAAGUCAUGAACGACAAAGCGCUGCAGGUUGUCGAGCGCGUGCGUCGCAAGCUCACAGGCCGUGACUUCAAGCCUAAUGUCACGCUCGACAUCAAGGAACAGGUUGAAGAACUCGUUACACAGGCCACGAGUGUUGAGAAUCUUUGUGUUGCGUUUGUUGGAUGGUGUAGCUUCUGGUAGUGCGCCCAAGAAGACAGCGAGAAGGGAAAAUCUGUGGUGGAGAAUUAGUCGUAGUUGUUUGUAUUCCCAUCAUGCAUCGGUCACAAUGU
Cutaneotrichosporon oleaginosum is the source of this 7420-nucleotide messenger RNA. RefSeq lists its product as uncharacterized. The record is from RefSeq and is a predicted model, not a curated record. Gene Ontology annotation, biological process: TOR signaling; protein phosphorylation; negative regulation of macroautophagy. NCBI's taxonomy places the organism in Eukaryota, Fungi, Basidiomycota, Tremellomycetes, Trichosporonales, Trichosporonaceae. Gene Ontology annotation, molecular function: protein serine/threonine kinase activity; protein-containing complex binding; protein binding. Gene Ontology annotation, cellular component: nucleus; TORC1 complex; TORC2 complex.